Molecule: messenger RNA, 1887 nt
Organism: Lasiodiplodia theobromae
Lineage: Eukaryota; Fungi; Ascomycota; Dothideomycetes; Botryosphaeriales; Botryosphaeriaceae
Product: Flavin-binding protein
Exons: 3
Coding region: 1-1887 (628 amino acids)
Molecular function (GO): N,N-dimethylaniline monooxygenase activity; flavin adenine dinucleotide binding; NADP binding
Source: RefSeq, a predicted model, not a curated record
AUGCGCAAAGGCGACGAACGUGUGAUCCACCACGUCGGUGGAUACGGUCCUGAUGCAUAUACAUACUACCCCGUCCUCAUCAUCGGCGCCGGCGAAUCCGGCAUCGCAGCCGGGUGCCGCCUGAAGACGUCCCUGAACGGCUUCGACCAGUUCCGCAUCGUGGAGCGGCAGUCCGGCCUGGGUGGCACGUGGUGGAUCAACCGCUACCCGGGCGUGGCGUGCGACGUGCCGACGGUGUUUUACUCGUUCUCGUUCGCGCCCGAGACGCGGUGGGGCAAGUUCCACCCGCCGGGAGUGGACAUCGUGGCGUACCUGGAGAAGGUGUGCGAGCGGUGGGGCAUCGCGGAUAAGGUGGAGUGCGAUUGUGAGGUUAAGAGGGCGGUGUGGCGCGAGGAUGGGGGGUUCUGGGAUGUGGAGUUGUGGCAUCUCAGGCGCGGGGUGGGGGAUUUGAGUUAUAAGGAUAGGGAGAAGUUGUUGGCGGAGGGGGGAGAGGAGGCGGUGGUCGUGCGCAAGGAGAGGGUGCGCGCGAAGGUGCUGGUGAGUUGUGUGGGCGGCCUCGUCGAGCCGCGCGGCUGGCCGGACGAGGUGCCGGGGAAGGAGCGGUUCGAGGGUGCCGUCUUCCACUCGGCGCGGUGGCGGCACGAUGUCGAUGUGCGCGGCAAGGACGUCGUGGUCAUGGGGACGGGGUGCAGCGCCGCGCAGCUCGUGCCGAAGCUCGUGGCGGAGGAGAUGGGCGCCAGGCGUGUUACGCAGGUCAUGCGCUCGCCGCCCUGGGUCGUCCCCAGGCAGGCGCCGCCGGGCGGCGAGGAGUGGUGGGAGCGCUGGAGCCCGACGCUGCUGUCGUACGUGCCGCUGCUCGACCGCGGGCUGCGCCUGCUGAUGGCUGCGGGCGCCGAGUACGACUUCCGGCUGUUCAAGAAUGGCGAGUGGCACGAGAAGGAAAGGAAGAAGUACGAGGCGAAGCUGCUCGCGCACAUGCGGAAGACGGUCCCGGAGAAGUACCACGAGAUGCUGACGCCGGAUUACGGUGUUGGUUGCAAGCGCCGCAUCUUCGACGCUGCCUGGUUCCCUGCGCUGAAGGAUCCGCGCAUCGAGCUCACGACGCAGCCUGUGGCUGCUGUGAAUGAGAAGAGCGUCACGUUGGGGCCUGGUCGCACGUAUCCGAAGCGCUCUGAGAAUGAGGAAGAGGAAGCGGAGAGGACGAUCCCGGCGGACGUCAUCGUCAUGGCCAAUGGCUUCGACACGACCAAGUGGCUGCAUCCGAUGACGGUCAUCGGCCGCGAUGGGCAGGAUUUGGUCGAGGUGAUGGAGCAGCGUGGCGGGUCGCAGGCGUACCAGGGCACCGCCAUGGACGGCUUCCCCAACUUCUUCAUGAUCUUCGGCCCCAACACGGCGACUGGCCACAGUUCGGUCAUCCUGGCGACGGAGAACAUGGUCAACUACGCGCUGAAGUUCAUCAAGCCCGUCGUUCAGGGCGAUGCUGAGACGGUCGAGGUGAAGAAGGAGGCUGAAGAGGACUACACUAGGGAUCUGCAGCGGAGUCUGAAAGACACGGUGUGGACCAGCGGAUGCAACAGUUGGUAUUUCAAUAGGAAGACGGGAUGGAACUCGACGACUUAUCCGUACACACAGAUCUGGUUUACACUGAGAUGCAUGUUCCCCAAAUGGUCCGAUUGGAACAUCACUUACACGAAGAGAGGCCUCUUGAAACUGUACCUGCAGCACGGCCUGCGCGUAUUGGCUGUUUUCGUGUUCCUGAUUGGUGGAUGGAGGGCUCGUCAGAGGGGUCUCAAGGUGACCGAUCUGCGUGCAGCAUUGAAGCAUGCUGUUGAAACUGCCAUCGAUAAUGGAAUUGGCCUGCUCAGCAAUGGAAAGCAACUGUUGUGA